Messenger RNA from Erigeron canadensis, 1095 nucleotides. RefSeq lists its product as uncharacterized. Lineage: Eukaryota; Viridiplantae; Streptophyta; Magnoliopsida; Asterales; Asteraceae. The record is from RefSeq and is a predicted model, not a curated record. The coding region runs from base 1 to 1095 and encodes 364 amino acids. The transcript has a single exon.
AUGGUCCGACGAUAUAGUAGUUUGGAAGUAUUUGCGGAUGCGAUCGAGGCCGAUGGUGAAAGUUCUACGACAAGGUCUAAGCGUAAAGUUGUUAACAGCGACCGUUGGGAAGCUGGAGAAAGAUUGUUUCGCGACUACUUUUCUGAUGAACCGAAAUUCGAUGAUGAGUUUUUUGAGGAUAGGUAUCGUAUGCCUAAACGUUUAUUUCUAAAGAUUGUUCAUGAUCUUGAGUCACGGUACAAGUAUUUUCAAGAAGGUUACGAUGGUAGAAUGAAAAAUAGUUUUACCGCGAUACAGAAAUGUGCGUUUGCCAUUAGGCAGCUUGAAACCAGUAACCCACUGGAUGAGUAUGAUGAGUACUUGGAGAUGGCUCAAAUAAUGUCACGCGGAUGUCUCCAGGUUUUUUGUGACGCCAUGGUAGAGACGUAUAAGUACCAAUAUCUGCGCAGACCAACAUCGCAUGAUAUUAGGCGGUUAUACGAAGCACAUGAGGAAAUCAGACAUUACAUGCCCGGUAUGUUGGGCAACCUAGAUUGUACACAUUUCGUAUGGAAAAUGUGUCAAGUUGAGUUGAGGGGCCAGUAUAAAAGGGGUGAUCAUCAAUACCCCACGAUUAUGAUGGAGGCGACAGCUUCUCAUGAUUUGUGGAUAUGGAACGCAUUUUUUGGUCCUCCGGGUUCACUAAACGAUAUCAACGUUCUACAGCAGUCUUCAUUGUUUCUCCCCGAGCGCAUGGGCAUGACGCCUAUCUGCCCAUUCACUGUGAAUGGCCAUACGUACCCACGUGGCUAUUAUCUAGUGGAUGACAUAUAUCUGACAUGGUCUACUUUUGUUAAAGCCUACAAGUAUCCAACCGAUCCGAAAGAGAAAAAGUUCAAGCGGCUACAACAGUCAGCUCAAAAGGAUGUUGAACAUGCCUUCAGUGUACGUUCUCAAGCAGAAAUGGGGUAUCCUUUGUCGACCGUUUCGACAAAGGUUAGUGAAAGCAAUAAGGAACCUCAUCUAUGCGUGUGUCAUAAUGCACAACAUGAUUAUUCAGGACGACGGUCACGCUAUCAGUCUGGUUCAUAUUGGAGAUCCCCGUGUCCAACCUAA